Molecule: messenger RNA, 978 nt
Organism: Colletotrichum truncatum
Lineage: Eukaryota; Fungi; Ascomycota; Sordariomycetes; Glomerellales; Glomerellaceae
Product: mitochondrial intermembrane space import and assembly protein 40
Biological process (GO): protein import into mitochondrial intermembrane space
Cellular component (GO): mitochondrial intermembrane space
Molecular function (GO): protein-disulfide reductase activity
Source: RefSeq, a predicted model, not a curated record
AUGUAUCGCAGCGCCGUUCGCUCGACACCUCGCGCCCUGAGCGCCGCUCGUCAGUCCGCAAUUCGCGCAGCCCCUCGACGAUUCGCCUCGACAACACCGGCCGACAAGCCCCGGUCAUGGAAGGGCUCGGCACUGAGAUGGGGUCUGGCUAUUGGCGCAAUCUACUGGUACAACACCAGUCCCGUCUUUGCUGAGGAGCCAAUUGCCCGGACAAUUCCCGCGCCUUCCCAGUUCUCCGAAUCUGACCUGACCACCGUCGAUGCUAUUGUCGAAGAGAAGCGCAAGCGAGCCAUCGUCAAGGCUGAGGAGCCCAAGCCCAAGCCCGCCGCCGCCGCCGCCGCUCCCGCUGCUGCUACCACCGCCGACUCUGCAGAGGCCGCCGACAAGACCCAAGCGACCGAGGCCGAAGGCGCACCGGCCCCUGGCUCCCCCCAAGCUCUCCAGGAGGAGGCUGACCAGCAGGGCGCUUUCAACCCCGAGACUGGCGAGAUCAACUGGGACUGCCCGUGUCUUGGCGGCAUGGCGGACGGCCCUUGUGGCGAGGAGUUCAAGGCUGCCUUCAGCUGCUUCGUUUACUCCACGGAGGAGCCCAAGGGCAUGGACUGCAUCGAGAAGUUCCAGGGAAUGCAGGAGUGCUUCCGUAAGUAUCCCGAGAUCUACGGUGCCGAGCUGGCCGACGAUGAGGCCCCCGAGGACGCUCAGCCUAUUCUCGACGCCAACGCCGAUGCUUCUGUGACGCCCCCUACCCACGCCGUCGAGGACAAGAAGGAGGACCAGAAGGAGACCACGGCCGACUCCCCCGACCAAGCUCCCAGAGCCGAGAUCAAGAGCGACACGGAGGUGAAGAAGAUCGAGUUGAAGCCCGAGGCCGAGAAGAAGAAGGAGGAGGCCAAGCAGGCGGCUUCUGCGAACGAGACUGUCGACCUCACCAAGCCCAACAACAAGGCAACGGAUGCCACCGCGGCGAACGAGAACUAA